This is a messenger RNA of Danaus chrysippus (African queen), 564 nucleotides long. The record is from the annotation of a GenBank genome assembly. Lineage: Eukaryota; Metazoa; Arthropoda; Insecta; Lepidoptera; Nymphalidae.
AUGUGCUCUUCAAAAGCAGCCAUGCCUCUAUUGUUCUGGGCGGUGACAGCGUGUGACCUCAUGCUGGAGGAAGUCCGCCUGCCCAGUUCGUGUCUGUUGGGGAGGGAGGGGGAGGGGUUCAAGAUAGCCAUGGAACAGUUAGACCAAGGCAGGAUAGGAAUCGCCGCGCACGCGGUCGGCAUUGCCCAGUCAGCUUUAGAUACAGCUAUAUCGUAUGCCAAGGAAAGACACGCCUUUGGUAAACAUUUAACAAGACUGCCAUCUGUUAAGGACCGUCUAACGGACAUGUGUAUCCUGGUGGAGUCAGCGCGUCUGCUGACGUACCGCGCCGCCUGUGACGUCAGCACCAAGAACAGCGCCAUGGCCAAGUACGUGGCCGGGCGCGCCGCCACAGCCGUGUCCGACCACUGCGUGCAGGUGCUCGGCGGACGGGGCCUGUCCACGCACUACAGCGCUGAGAGACAUUACAGGGACGCGAGAGGCACACAGAUAUACGGCGGAGUGACGGACAUACAGAAACGAUUGGUUGGACAUUACCUGCUCAAAGAAAACAACGCCUUGUAG